AUGGAACGUGAGCUGCAAGACCCAGUGACCAGCAACCCAUAUAAAUUUUUUAGAAACGCCACUGCGCCGCUGUUUCCAAAUGCUUCAUCCGACGUUUUCAAAACGCACUGCGCCAAAAAAGCUGCCCCAAACGGGCCCUUUAGCUUUGAAGCUGUUUCUGUGUGCCUCAAUAUAAUGCGGAUCUCGAGAAUUUGCCGAGUGAUGUUUGUGAAUGGAUAUGAUAUUGAACAGCAAGCCUAUCUGAAGACAAUUGCCAGCUCAAAAACUUGUGAGAAUAUUGGCUUCAGCUCGAAGCCAACUACUGCUUUUGCAGCUGCUGACAUUGAGCGUUCAUCUCUUAUUUUGUGCGGUAAUGCCUUUUCGGAUGUUAAUAUUAUUAAAGAUGCUUUGUCAGCGCUAGCUGCUCCUAUAAUCUUAGCUAGAGGAGGCCUUCCUCUUUCGGCAAGGAUUCUUGUGUCUGGUGAUUCUGUCAUUCUAUUGUUUGCGCCUGAAGAUAUUAUUAAGCCUAGCUCAGAUCUCCAUGGGGCACUACUUUCUAUGGAUGUUGGAGCGGUUCUCUCCCCUCAUGGGGUCACACACCUAUUCCAAACAAAAGAUCAGACAGUCCCCAAUUUGCUGAAGAGGCCUGCGGCUAUUAUAUUUGCUUCUUCUGAUAGGUAG
Phalaenopsis equestris is the source of this 660-nucleotide messenger RNA. RefSeq lists its product as uncharacterized. The coding region runs from base 1 to 660 and encodes 219 amino acids. The record is from RefSeq and is a predicted model, not a curated record. Gene Ontology annotation, biological process: gluconeogenesis. Lineage: Eukaryota; Viridiplantae; Streptophyta; Magnoliopsida; Asparagales; Orchidaceae. Gene Ontology annotation, molecular function: phosphoenolpyruvate carboxykinase (ATP) activity; ATP binding. The transcript has 4 exons. Gene Ontology annotation, cellular component: cytosol.